This is a messenger RNA of Metarhizium album ARSEF 1941, 1233 nucleotides long. RefSeq lists its product as uncharacterized. The record is from RefSeq and is a predicted model, not a curated record. The coding region runs from base 1 to 1233 and encodes 410 amino acids. The transcript is spliced from 2 exons. Lineage: Eukaryota; Fungi; Ascomycota; Sordariomycetes; Hypocreales; Clavicipitaceae.
AUGGACGGAAACACCUGCCAGCCUAGCCAGGGAGCUCCGGGCGCCGUGUCGCAGCCGGGCCCCUCCAGAUCUAGUCCUGGUUUAUCGCACCCGCGUCGAUUUGAAGAAUCUUGGAUCGAGGUCGCCUCCCAACCAUCAUCUUCGUCCCUGUCCAGCAUCGGAGACGAGAUCGUCACUGCCGGCCUGCGAGUCCGAGGUCCGUACAACCGCCGUCGUCGUUUACAAGCCUCUGCUCGGUCAGUGCCUCACCCGCGAACAGCCAUACACGCUGCAGGCGCGAGCAGCCAGGAGGAGUACGACGAGAGCGAAAGCGAAGAUGAUCGGCUGUUGACGAGUUCGACCGAAAAUGCCCCCUCCGCACCGUCUGGGAACGGAGGCGAAUUCUCCGAGGCCGACUCGGAUUCGGAUGGCGACAAUGCGACUGCCCUUGGCCGUGUUCCUGAUAGACCCGUCUUUCACCCACAGCCGAAUGCCUUUUCACACCCUCCCCGUAAUGCUCCAGAAAGAAGUCAAUCUGCCACCUCGAGCAUGCCUCCUCACCCCCACAGCGGAUUUACUCGGCCGUCUUUCUCUCAACGGUCGCAGACUCGCGUCCACCGCGACGGCCCAUCAUUCAUGUCGCCCUCGGCUCGCGAGGACAAUGACGCGGCUUUGCGCGCAUCGCUUACAACCUUGUUGUCCUGCGCCGCCGCAGCCCGUGGCCUGCCAAAGUCAAAGGAAGAGGCCGAGGCAUGGCGGGCCUCGCGUAGCGGCGUGGGCGUUGGCCCGAGCCAGCAGCCCAUGGAACUUCGACUUGUACCCGAGUCGGAGUUGAUGCAAGAAUCUGCAGAGCCACGGCCAGUCACCCCAGGGUCUCCACGAAUCCGUAGGUCGCCAACCAGACAAGCCGAUAAAUCAAAGAGAUGUGGCUCUACUGGGCGGAACCCCAGGGCCAGCAAGAAGAAGAAAGUUGUGGUCGUCCCUGAAGAGGCGACCCUUGUCUCGCCCACCCUUUUAACAUGGAUGGUUAGUGCUGGUGUUGUUGUUCUCGUCUCGGUGGUUGGGUUUGGCGCAGGCUACGUCAUUGGACGUGAGGUCGGCCGCCAAGAAGCACAAGAAGUCUUAUCCGCCAGCAUGGGUGUUGCCAACGAAACGUCACAUACCGGACGCGAAGUCAUUAGAAGCUCCGGCGGCUUCAGGCAGCUGAGGUGGGGAGCGAGAGCCGUUGGCAAAAGCAUCACGGCCCAGGCAUGA